AUGGUUAUGGUUAACGUUGUGGUUACGGAAGGUGAUGAUUUGGGUUAUGGUUGGGGUUAUGGUUAUAUUGAGGUUAUGGUUAUGGGUAGGGUUAUGGUUAUGGUUAUGGUUACGGUUAAGGUUGUGGUUAUGAUCAUGGUUAUAGUUAUGGUUGUGGUUAGGGUUAUGGUUGUGGUUAUAAUAAUGGCUAUGGUCAUGAUUAAGGCCAUGGUUAUGGUAAUGGUUAUGGUUAUGUUGAAGGUUAUGGUUAUGGUAAUGUUUAUGGUUAUGGUUACGAUUUUGGUAAUGGUUAUGAAUAUGUUCAUAGUUAUGGCUAUGGUUAAGGUUGCGGCCAUGAUUAUGGCUAUGGCCAUGUUUACAGUUAAAUCCAUAAUUAGAGUUGCAGUUAUCGUGAUCAUUAUAGUUACCAGUUAA
Rhagoletis zephyria (snowberry fruit fly) is the source of this 414-nucleotide messenger RNA. RefSeq lists its product as uncharacterized. Lineage: Eukaryota; Metazoa; Arthropoda; Insecta; Diptera; Tephritidae. The record is from RefSeq and is a predicted model, not a curated record.